UCAACGUGUUCAUCUUUCAGUUUAAUCCUGAUGGAAAAGCCAUGGAUUUAUUUAAUCCCUGCAAUCAAGAUCUGGCAGCCGUGUACAUUUCUGGGCUUGGAUCGGCCGUGGAUGGAGCCAGUGAGAUCAUUGUAACCAGCCCCGAGGACGCCUACAGUCUGUAUCUUUGUGGACGGGAACAGCUAGAAGACCAGAGUUACAGCACCCUAUAUAAGAUCACAGUGGAAAGAAGCAACAGAGGAGACAGCGAAAGGUCACUGUUUGUCCGCUCUGUGGUGAAGAUUUUUGAACUUAGUGAGAAGUCUUUACAGGCCAGUGAAAACAUUGGCACCUGGUCGCUGUUGAAUGUGAUAGAGAAAGCUGAUUUGGAACGGAAUGAGAGGCUACUGCCACUGCUUUUAAGAGAGGCCUUGGAGGGGAACAGUUUGACGGUUUUGUUGGCCUGCUUAAACGUUGAAGAGCUCUCUGGAAAGGAAAUCCUUUCGGCCCUUUCCGUUGCUGAUCGUGUCAGAGGACUGUCCAAAAAGGUUUCAGCAAAUCUCUGGGAUCCUGAGGAGAGUGUUCAGAAGUUGAGAGGGCAAAUUAAAAGUCAGCGAUCCAAGCUUCUGUCCGAUAACGCUUUGGAAGAGAGCGCAGUGAGGCAACUCGCAGAAGCGGUGAGGGAACUACAGAUGGUGAAAAAACAAAGUUGGAAUGAAAAGCGAGAGAUUUCCAAACAACUUGGAGAAAAGAAAAAGUGCCACCAUGAGGAAUGCCAGAACUGUCUGUGUAACACGGUAUCGGAAGGCAUAUCUGAGCCUAGAUAUGACCAGUCUCCACACCAGCGGCUCAUCCAUCUUAUUAACCAGAGCAGAAAACAACAACUUACUAAAGAUGGUGAAUUGGACGGAAAGGACAAAUGUUCAGGUGAGACGGACCUGAAACAAUCACGCCAGAACUGUCAUCUAACACAAGGAGACCAUGGAAAGCCCAGUGCCGGGGAUCCUUACACCCAACACACAGCACCUAAAAAGAGCGUAUUGUCGGCCUGCCUGGGGAUGGAGCUGGAAUUCUCCAUGGCACAAGCACGGAGGGAGUGGCUGAAGGAGCAGCACAGAGCCUUGAUCCAGAAAGAACAGCUUGGCCUGGAGGAAGACAAGCAGGCACAGGAGGUUUCCCGCCCGGAGCAGGAGGUGCAGCAGCUGAGAAGAGAGAAAUCGGUCCUGGUUUUGCAGCUGGAAGCUCUGAGGAGGGAAAGGAACGAGGCAGAGAAGGACCUGGAGUUACUGUGCCACUUUUACAAGGAAGAAGCACAUGCACACAAACAGCACAUCUUACAGAUAUUCCACGCUUACCGCGGAUUGCUAGAGGAACAGAUGGAUGCACAGGAACACCGCUACCGGAAACUCCUGGAGGAAACCAUUCAGGACAGCGUCCAACUCUCCGCUAGAAACCAGGAGCUGGAGGCGGAGAACAAGCAGCUACAGAACACGAUCACAGAACUAAGAAGAAAAGAUAUGAAGAAAUCCUAGACGCAACCUGUCUGCCAGGGUUCCAGGUGCAUGUAUUGCAGAGAGCACAGACCUGCAGAUCCAUGCUGCUGAGAUAUACUGGAGCAAUGAUUAUAAUGAUUCUGUCAAAUGUAUUUAUUUGUAUAAAAGUAUAAAGACACAACUGGAUCCUUGUGCAGGAAACUUUAUUUCUACAAAUUGUUAAAGUAACUAUUAAGUAAAUACACGGCUGCAUUGUAGACUUCUUAUUUUUCUAAAGGCCCAUACACACUUGCCGAUAAAAUGAGCGACGUCGCUCAUU
This is a messenger RNA of Pseudophryne corroboree (corroboree frog), 1791 nucleotides long. RefSeq lists its product as uncharacterized. Bases 42 to 1511 code for a protein of 489 amino acids. NCBI's taxonomy places the organism in Eukaryota, Metazoa, Chordata, Amphibia, Anura, Myobatrachidae. The record is from RefSeq and is a predicted model, not a curated record. The transcript has 12 exons.